This is a messenger RNA of Drosophila obscura, 363 nucleotides long. RefSeq lists its product as uncharacterized. The coding region runs from base 1 to 363 and encodes 120 amino acids. Lineage: Eukaryota; Metazoa; Arthropoda; Insecta; Diptera; Drosophilidae. The transcript has a single exon. The record is from RefSeq and is a predicted model, not a curated record.
AUGGCCAGCAUCCGUGACUUGAGCGCUGAGGAGCGCUUCUCCUUGGACGUUUGGCUGCAUCGCAAAGGCAUCCGGCCGACUUAUCGCAACGCCAAGCAGCUGUGCGACGCAGUGCACGUGGCAAGGAUGUUCAACAAGAUGCGGCCAGGAAUCGAUGACCUCACCAGCUACUCGCCGUGCUAUAGCCUGUCGCUGAACUUCUUGAACUGGCAAAUCUUCAAUCAGCGUGUCCUGCGCAAACUGGACAUGCACGUGUCUCCUGGGGACCUGGAAAAGCUGUCGUCGGGCUGCACGAAAGCCGUCGACUCUUUGCUCUUCACCCUGAUGUCCAAUGAGGCCCGCUUGAAGCCGAAAGAGGCUUAG